AUGGUGAAAUCUUACUUGAAGUACGAGCAUUCCAAGUCCUUCGGUCUUGUCAGCUCGAGCACUUCAAACAUCGUAUGGGUCGGUAACGAAUCCAAGGGUACAGGUGCCGGGCGCGUAGUCACAGCCGCGAACGAGGAGGUGCUAUGCUGGGAUGUCAAGAAGGGCGAGCUCUUGUCUCGAUGGCAAGAUGAGAAGUGCAAGGCGCAGGUAACGGCGAUCGCCCAGAGCAAAACCGACCGAGACGUUUUCGCGGUCGGCUACGAGGAUGGCAGCAUCCGGCUGUGGGAUAGCAAGAUUGCGACAAUCAUCGUGAGCUUCAAUGGUCACCGCACGGCAAUCACUCACCUAGCUUUCGACAAGUCUGGAACCCGGCUCGCCAGUGGCUCGAAAGACACCGAUGUUAUAGUCUGGGACCUGGUUGCCGAGGUUGGCCAAUACAAGCUGCGGGGACACAAGGACCAGAUCACCGGGCUCUGCUUCAUCGAGCCAGAGCCUCAAACCACCGAGCAGGAGGAUUCGGAGGAAUCCCAGGCAAUGGUUGUCGACAACGAGGGCUCUGAGGGUUUCCUUUUGACAACUGCGAAAGAUUCACUGAUCAAGCUAUGGGACCUUUCGUCUAGGUUCUGCAUCGAAACCCAUGUUGCUCAAACAAACGGAGAGUGCUGGGCGCUGGGUGUCAACCCGGAUUUUAGCUGCUGCGUUACUGCUGGAAACGAUGGCGAACUGAAGGUGUGGUUUAUCGACCUGGUUGCGCUGCUGUCAUCAACACGGGAAGUAGAGGUAUCCCACAUGGGGAAAAUUCUUCGAGAUCGUGGCACUUUGCAUCGCCAGAGCAAGGACAGGGCGGUGGAGGUUAGAUUCCACCCUCGGCGCGAUUAUUUUGCCGUACAUGGCAUUGAGAAAUCUAUCGAGAUCUGGAGGAUACGGUCGGGAGCCGAAGUCAAGAAAGCUUUGGCUCGGAAGCGCAAGAGAAGGCGGGAGAAGCAAGCAACCAAAGGCGAGGCAGAGAAGGAUGUCAAGGAGGAUGCGGACGACAUGGCUGAUGACAUCUCAAAGGCCGACGUCUCAGACAUAUUCGUGCUGUUGGUUAUCGUCAGAACUACAGGCAAGGCCAGGUCAAUCGACUGGGCCUUGGCGCACGGUACCAAGGAUCUGCAGCUGGUUGUCGGUACGACGAAUAACCAAAUCGAGCUUUGGCACGUCACGACAACAAAAGAUAAGGAGAAGAAGUCCAAAAAAGAAAGCGCCGAAGACUACACAAGAGCGCUUUCAAUCGAGCUCCCGGGUCACAGGGCUGACAUUCGAGCCAUAGCCUUGAGCUCUGACGACAGGAUGCUCGCUACAGCAGCGAACGGCAGUCUCAAGAUAUGGAACGUGAGGACGCAGGCGUGUAUCAGGACGUUUGAGUGUGGGUAUGCGCUCUGCUGUUCCUUCUUGCCCGGAGACAAAGUUGUGGUCGUGGGUACCAAGAGUGGUGAGCUGGAGCUGUUUGAUGUGGCGUCUACCGCCCUUUUGGACAGCGUCACAGCGCACGACGGAGCCAUAUGGUCUCUACAUGUGCACCCCGACGGUCGAUCUGUUGUGACAGGCAGCGCGGACAAGUCAGCCAAGUUUUGGGACUUUAGGAUCAUCCAGGAGCCAGUCUUGGGCACCACAAGAACGACACCUAAGCUGAAGCUGGUGCAGACAAGAGUCCUCAAGGUUUCAGACGACAUUUUGAGUCUCAAGUUCUCACCUGACGCGAAGAUGCUUGCUGUGGCUCUUCUGGACAGCACUGUCAAGGUCUUCUUUGCUGAUUCCCUGAAACUAUACCUUAAUCUCUACGGCCACAAGCUUCCCGUGCUGAGCAUGGACAUAUCCUACGACAGCAAGCUCAUCAUCACGAGUUCAGCAGAUAAGAACAUCAAGAUAUGGGGCCUCGACUUUGGCGACUGUCAUAAGUCGCUGUUUGGUCAUCAAGACAGUGUUCUCCAGGUUGCUUUCAUACCGCAUAACGCGGAGGGAAAUGGCCACCACUUCUUCAGCACCAGCAAGGAUCGGGUCAUAAAAUAUUGGGACGGUGAUAAGUUUGAGCAGAUUCAGAGGCUACACGGCCACCACGGAGAGGUGUGGGCUCUUGCAGUCGGCCACAGUGGGAAGUUCAUCGUGAGCGCGAGCCACGACAAGAGCAUACGUGUAUGGGAGGAGACGGACGAGCAGAUCUUCCUCGAGGAAGAGAAGGAGAGGGAGAUUGAAGAGCUUUACGAAAAGACGCUCACAACGUCUUUGGAGCGUGAUGAGGAUGCCGAGAACGAGGGCGAGGGCGACACGGUCGGCGCAGCUAGCAAACAGACGGUCGAAACACUCAUGGCAGGAGAGAGGAUACAAGAAGCCUUGGAGCUGGGGUUGGAGGAUCUCAACACCGUGAGGGAGUGGCAGCAAGCCCGGAAAACGACCCCGAACCUGGCGCCACCACAACGCAGCCCGGUGUUCACGGCCUUGGGGGACAUCAGCGCCGAGGUUUAUGUCAUGAGCGUGUUGCAAAAGAUCAAAGCAGCCGCGCUGCACGAUGCUCUACUGGUGCUGCCUUUCGCAGCGGUGCCGGCCCUGUUUGCGUUUGUUGACAUAUUUGCCAGGCGAGAGAUGAACACGGCGCUCACGUGUCGGAUACUGUUCUUCAUGCUAAAGGCCCACCACAAGCAGAUCGUGGCCAGCCGCACCAUGCGUGCAGCUCUGGAUGACAUCCGGGAUAGCCUGCGGCGUUCGUUGAAACGCCAAAAGGACGAGAUGGGCUACAACAUCGCCGCGCUAAAGGUUGUGGGCAUGCAAGUGCGUGAAAGGAGUGUCAAGGACUAUGUGGACGAGAACUGGGACAAAGGAAACGAUGCACAGGCUGCGAGGAAGAGGACGUUUGUGGAUGUGUCAUAG
Molecule: messenger RNA, 2907 nt
Organism: Pyricularia pennisetigena
Lineage: Eukaryota; Fungi; Ascomycota; Sordariomycetes; Magnaporthales; Pyriculariaceae
Exons: 2
Coding region: 1-2907 (968 amino acids)
Biological process (GO): maturation of SSU-rRNA
Cellular component (GO): small-subunit processome; Pwp2p-containing subcomplex of 90S preribosome
Molecular function (GO): snoRNA binding; protein binding
Source: RefSeq, a predicted model, not a curated record